CCAAUAUUAGAAAUAAUGCAUUUGCGACAACAACUUUACAACACGUACCCACAGGUUCACUUCCGGCAUCUUUACCUGCAUUGAACCCGAGAAUUUGGAAUUGUCUAGGGUUAUCACAAACAUCGUAAAGAAUGGCAGACGUGAAGAAGCUGGUGUAUUCCAUCCUGAAGUUCCUGGAGGACCAGAAGACGGCCGGGUCUUUGAGUGAUGACGCUGUGGAGAGCGUGGAGGUUUCAAUCCAGUGUCUUGAGUCCGCCUACAACCUCAACACUCGCAGUCAGGACAUGGCUGCCAAAUACAGUGUCAGCAAAAACCUCCUAGACAUCUUCAAUUCCCAACUGAAGUGUGAGCCUGACUCUGACUUUGCCAGCAUGUCGUUGCAUGAACCAACUCCACAGGAAAAGGAAGAGGCAGAGAGAUUGAAAAACAAGGGUAAUGAUUUCAUGAAGACGGAAAAGUUCUCUGACGCACUGGAGUGCUAUUCAAAGGCUAUCAAGAUUGACUGCAAAAAUGCUGUAUAUUUUUGUAACAGAGCCGCAGCAUACAGUAAACUUGACAAGCACCAGCUUGCCAUAGAGGACUGUAACCGGGCUCUCAAUAUAGACCCAGGAUAUAGCAAAGCCUAUGGAAGACUAGGAAUCGCCUACACAGCACUGAAUGACCAUGAAGGAGCCCGCGAAUGCUACCGGAAGGCUCUGGAGCUGGACCCUGACAAUCAGAGUUACCAAAAUAACCUGGAGAUCGCUGAGACCAAACUCAAGGAGGCCGCUGUCGGGAGUGGAUUUGGAGCUGGUCCAGCUGGAGGUCUAGGCAUGGACCUCGGGAGUAUGCUAAACAACCCUUCACUAGUCAAUAUGGCAGCGUCCCUGAUGUCCAAUCCACAGAUGCAGCAGAUGAUGGCUGGGAUGUUGUCCGGGGGUGGAGCCGGCCGUGAACCUCCCAUGGGCGGUCAGGGAGGUCAGGCACCGGGGCCAGUGCCAGGGCCAGGGUCAGGGCCAGGGCAAGAACAGGGUCUGUCGUCUUUACUACAGGCGGGCCAGGCGCUAGCGUCACAGAUGCAGCAGCAGAAUCCAGAGUUGGUGGCCCAGCUCCGCGCUCAGAUGAACCAGCAGCAGCAGCCAUCACAGAACACGUACUCAGAUCCUUCAGAUCCAAAAUGACGGCAUUUUCUUGUCCCAUAUUGGUUGCAAGAGUUGAAUCCUGAGAUCAUCAUCCAUCACAUUACUCAACCAUUGAUUACCAUGUCCAUAAGGCUGUGUGUGCGUUACGACAGUUAUACAGCCCAUCACACACACAGCCAGCCAGCCAGCCAGCCAGCACUGCAGUCCACCGUAUACACCCCUACUGCAGGAGCAGCAGCCCAGUGUAUUCAGCUUAUGUCAUAUCCCUGUCGACACCCUCGGCUGCUUGUAUGGAUCGAAAUGAUGGCAUCGCUUUGGCUGCCUGUAAUUUGUGUAAUGUCGAGUGAUGUGGACAUUUGGAUGCGCUUUUAGUUGCAAAAUACAUACCACGGAAAUUUGAGUGUAAAUAGCAUUUAGUUUGAUAACAUGUUGUUAAUACAAGCCAUGUUUUGCCUUGGUUUGCUAACUAAGUCUUGUUUUGAUACUAUUGUGGAUCCCUGUGAAAACCCCACAAAAGUUCGCCUUGGUUUGUCAAAAUGGAUAAUGAUAAUAUUGCUGAAAUGAUCCACUUGUACGGUCCACCUAAUCUCAAUGAUGACAGUGUCAGUACUAUUUAUUUCAGUUUUCUAGGUACUGACCUAAUUGUUAUCUCUUGUUAAUGUGAAUCCCAUCAUUAGUUUUAUUAAAGAUACACCUCUUCAAAAAGUGAUGUUUUUCUAAAUGUUAAUAUUUGUUUCCUCUCUUAUGUAAAAAUAAAAGUAGAUUUGUGCGAUAUAUGUCUGAAAUUUGUAUAUUGUUAGCAUACAGUACAAACCACUGGGACAUCACUGUUUGUAACACUAGUCAACCUAUCAAAAACAUCCUUGUCUUGUAAGUUGGUGAAUAGCUGUUGCCAUGGUAACAUCAUGCAUAUACGCAUACAUAGUAUGUAUCACAUUGUGGUGUUUGUAUAUUUGUGAAUAAAGCAUUGAUAAUGACCAGAUA
Molecule: messenger RNA, 2105 nt
Organism: Haliotis rubra (blacklip abalone)
Lineage: Eukaryota; Metazoa; Mollusca; Gastropoda; Lepetellida; Haliotidae
Product: small glutamine-rich tetratricopeptide repeat-containing protein alpha-like
Exons: 12
Coding region: 132-1160 (342 amino acids)
Biological process (GO): post-translational protein targeting to endoplasmic reticulum membrane
Cellular component (GO): TRC complex; membrane
Molecular function (GO): protein binding; molecular adaptor activity
Source: RefSeq, a predicted model, not a curated record